This is a messenger RNA of Oryzias latipes (Japanese medaka), 3960 nucleotides long. The record is from RefSeq and is a predicted model, not a curated record. Lineage: Eukaryota; Metazoa; Chordata; Actinopteri; Beloniformes; Adrianichthyidae.
UGUGAAAUGCUAACGAUGCUAGCUAGCACUAGCUGCCGCAGCGGAAGCUGCUUUUAUUCUGAAAACAGGAAGUGCUGGCGUCACUGCUGUUUUCAACAGACCGACGUCACAGGCAGAGUGGACGUGUGCGCAGACAGGUACGGCUCAGGUAUGAUGGGAGCCUCUGUCCUCUUGGGACUGCUGAUGGCCUUCGUCCUCCAGGGACACUGCACAGAAAGUCCCAGCUCCAGAAGGUUGCAGGAAGGCGAUUGCGCCUCCAGGACCAAACCCCCGCUGCUCUUCAACUCCCACAACUUCUCCAUGGACCUGCGCAUGCCGGGCGUGUCUCCGAGCAACUCGGACACCUACCUCUGCAUGGCCUUUCCUGUUCCCACCAAUCAAGACUCCUACAUCGUGGACUUCAUUCCUCACGCCAGCAUGAACACGGUCCAUCACAUGAUCCUGUUCGGCUGCCAAAGCCCCUCCUCCGCCAGCAGCUCUUGGGACUGUGGGGGGGCGCUGGGCACCUGCAAAGACGACCCCUCCAUCAUGUACGCCUGGGCCCGGAAUGCUCCGCCCACAAAACUUCCUAAAGAUGUGGGGUUCAGAGUUGGGAAAGGUUCUGGGAUGUCGUACUUCGUGCUUCAGGUCCAUUAUGGAGACGUCAGCGCCUUCAGAGACCAUCACAGAGACUGCUCUGGACUCACCUUAAGGAUGACCUCCAAGCCGCAGCCCUUCGUCGCCGGCAUUUACCUGCUGAUGUCCGUGGACACCGUCAUCCCUCCAGGAAAAACCGUUACGAAUGCAGACGUGGCCUGUGACUACGCCUCCUACCCCAUCUACCCGUUUGCCUUCAGGACUCACACACACCGCCUCGGCAAGGUGGUCAGUGGAUACAGGAUCCGCAAUGGGAAGUGGACCCUGAUUGGUCGACAGUCCCCUCAGUUACCACAGGCUUUCUAUCCGGUCAACACGGAGCUGAGUGUGCAGUACGGAGACACCGUCGCCGCCAGGUGUGUGUUCACCGGAGAGGGCAGGACCUCCGAAACGGUCAUCGGCGGCACCUCUGAUGACGAAAUGUGCAACUUCUACAUGAUGUACUACAUGGACAGAAGGCACGCCGUCCCCUUCAUGAGCUGCAUGGAGAGCGGCUCCAGGGAGCAGUUCCGACACAUUCCUGCGGAGGCCAACGUUCCCAUCGCCGUCAGUCCGGAUCAGAUGAGCUCCAUGAUGCACAUGGGACACGCUGCAGAUGACAGUGUGCUGCUGGACAAAAGAAGAGGAGGGCAGGGCGCCGAUCAGGACUACCACCUGGAGCAGGUGACAGACUGGCCUGAGGGGAACCUGCAGCUGGGUCAGGUGUCGGGUCUGGCACUGGACUCGGACUCCAACCUGGUCAUCUUCCACAGAGGAGACCAUCACUGGGAUCUGGACUCCUUUGACGGCCGGGCCCGGUACCAGCACAGGUCCCUUGGACCCAUCCAGCAGUCUGCCAUUCUGGUGGUGGACCCGGCCAAAGGCAGAAUCCUCAAAGCCUCAGGCAGGAACAUGUUUUAUCUGCCUCAUGGGAUAACUGCUGACAGAGACAACAACUACUGGGUGACCGACGUGGCUCUGCAUCAGGUUCUGAAGGUGAGCAGUGAUGGCAGAGACAGAACCUUGCUGGCUCUGGGAGAAGCUUUCACUCCAGGAAGUGACAGCAGCCACUUCUGCCAGCCCACCGACGUGGCCAUCGACCCGCACACCGGGAACGUCUUCGUGUCUGACGGAUACUGCAACGCCAGGAUCCUCAAGUUUUCCGCUGAUGGAAAAUACCUUUCCCAGUGGGGAGCAGGCUCGCUGGACCGGAGGCAGCGUGCACGUUUCCAGAUCCCCCACAGCCUGGCCUUCCUCAGCGACAGAAGAGAGGUGUGCGUGGCUGACAGGGAGAACGGGCGGAUCCAGUGCUUCAUCGCAGACACCGGAGAGUUCGUCAAAGAGAUUAAAAAGGAAGAGUUUGGAGGAAAGGUGUUCGCCAUCUCCUACAGCCCUGCUGGAGACGGCCUGAUCUAUGCGGUGAAUGGCGACUCACCGUAUCACUCGGCUCCACUUCGAGGUUUCGUCAUCAAUUACACAAGCAGGGAGAUUCUGGACACCUUCAGCCCCAAAAGAAAGCAGGACUUCAAAAUGCCUCAUGACCUGGUUGGAGGCCCGGACGGGAGCGUCUUUGUUGGAGAUGCAGGCAGUGAGGAGGUCUUCAAGUUCUCUGCAGAAAAGUCCCAUCGCUCGGUGAAAAAGGCGGGGAUCCAGGUUCAGGAGCUGGAGGAAGUGGAAGCAUUCAUCCAAACCAGGGUGAAGCCGCAGAGGAACACGUCACAUGUGGCAGCAGCUGGACCGGAGAAGCAGACGGUGGACAAACCGAGUCUGCCGGUGGUGCAGGAGGAAAAGAAGACGGUGAAGGCCGGCAGGGAGAAUGGCGCCAUGGCGGCAGUGAUCAUCACGCUGCUCCUGCUGCCUCUGCUGCUCGUCGUCAUUAUCGGAGUCUUUGUGUGUUGGAGAAGAAACAGACACGGUGAUCAGAAAGCAGAACCGCGCUCUGUGGUCGGCAUACUGGGAAGAAUAAAGGGUAAGGCGGUCGGAGGCCUAAACCUGGGGAACUUCUUUGCGUCUCACAGAGGUUACACCCGUCAGGGCUUCGAUCAGCUGAGCACGGAGGGUAGCGACCAGGAGAGGAACAUGGAGGACAGCAGCGACUCGGACAAUGAGGAGUACUCCGCCCCCCCGUUGCCCCCUCAGCCCGCCUCCUAGGUGGUCUGCUCUGCUUCCUGUGCUCACAUGUGCUUACUCGUCAUGUGUGUGACUGUGGUGUCAGCUGCCAGUCCUGCUGUUGUACAUAUUUCCAUGUGUUCGUGUACAUAAUCAAAUUCGUCUGGACUGGUUCCGUCCAGAGGCAGAGGUUUGAUUCCCCUCACUGAAUACAGACUCCGCCUUAAACAGGAGCAGCGGUCCACUCGCAGGUUUAUGCUCAACAGGUGAUGGGAGGAGCGUUGAUGGAGGCGGAGCCUCUGACCUCAGACCAGCUCACUGCAGUCACAAGGCUCUUAGUGUUGUGCAGACCCCCCUCCCCCUCACCUUCAGGGUCUUGAGGAGAAGUUUUGGGCUCAGACCUGCUGACCACUCUGGGCUCAGAACUCGGUCCAUCUCCUCAUUCCGAGCCAAAACCCAGUCCAGGGCACUCAGGCGGGUCAGAAACAUUUCAGGGCGUCUGGAGGUCAUUUAAGUGCAGCUUCUCCAAAACAAAACCUCCUCAUUUGGCUUCGUUUCUGCUUAUGUGCCUUCAGCUCUGAUCUUUUUCCAGAAUUAGUCUGCAGAGAUCAGACCUGCACAGCUGCUGUUCGCCACAAUCUGGAUCUGAUUCAGGGUCUGCAGCAUCUUCUUGGACCAAAAGCAUUUUAAAUGAAGAAACAUUUAUCAAGUUCGGCCUCCAACGUCAGCAGCUCAGCGUCCGAUGGAGCUGCUUAAAGGAGACUGAAUGACAAACGGCGUCUGCUGAGACGAGCUUUUCCACGUUUUGCAGGGAUCAAAGCGCUUUGCAGUCACAGUCCGUUCAGAAUCCAACCUUCGCUCAGAACCGAAGACUGAGGGGUGACCUUAAGGGUGGAGGAAGUUAAGAAGUCCUAAGUUUAAGUUGGGCGGGGACAGGCGGGUUACCAAGUUGAGAAAGGAAUAGUCUGACAUUUCAUUUGUGGGGGGGGGGUCCUGCACCUAAACGUAAGUUAACUUUAUUUAAAAUGUAAAGAUAAUCCGGCCAAAAUGAACCCGGCAAUCGCAAUCAUCCGGGACGCUCUGCUCCCUUCCUCACGUGCACGUCAUGCGCUCACACAGAAGCUCCCCUCACAGCUGGAAUGUGGCAGCUGGCCUUCCUCUUAUUUGCUGUUAUACUGAUUCUGCUGCAAGAGUAAUUUUUUCAUGGUAUUUGUGUAAUAAAGUGUUUGCAAAGCA